GAAUGUAUCCUUGGAACAUCUUUGCAUAACCCCAUCCAGAAAGAAGCUCUGUGAUGUGUGGAUUGUGAGUUUGUCCUAAGCAAGUUAGACUUCCCAAGAAACAGCUUGCUGUGAGGACUGGGAUGGAAGAGCUAACACCAGUGGAAGGUGACAGCCAGCUCUCAAGCCCCCACCAGGGCUCUCUGAGGAAGGCUGUGGCUGCUGCCUUGGCUCUGGAUGGGGAAUCCACAAUGGGUCGCAGGAAAAAGAAGAAGAAAGAGUCCCGCCCAGAGUCUAUCAUCAUCUACCGGUCAGAUAAUGAGAAAAUGGAUGAGGAGGCAGGAGAACUGGAUGGUGGAGAGCAACCUAAAGAGGAAGAAGGAGAUGAUUUCCUAGACUACCCCACAGAUGAUGGUAUGUGGAACAUGCCUUUGGACAGCCGCUAUGUCACAUUAACUGGAACUAUUACACGAGGGAAGAAAAAAGGUCAGAUGGUGGACAUCCAUGUCACAUUGACAGAGAAAGAGCUGCAGGAAUUGACCAAGCCUCAAGAAUCAUCAAUGGAAACAACACCUGAAGGAAGAAAAGUCUGCCAGAUAGGAGCAGAUCGUGGGCCACACGUGGUCCUUUGGACAGUGAUCUGCUUGCCUGUGGUUUUUGUCCUCUCUUUCAUUGUCUCUUUCUAUUAUGGUACCAUCACCUGGUAUAACAUCUUCCUUGUGUACAAUGAGGAGAGGACCUUCUGGCACAAGAUUUCAUAUUGCCCCUGCCUUGUUCUCUUCUAUCCAGUGCUCAUCAUGGCCAUGGCCUCUUCACUGGGACUCUAUGCUGCUGUAGUGCAGCUCUCUUGGUCCUGGGGAGCGUGGUGGCAGGCUGCUCGGGACAUGGAGAAAGGCUUCUGUGGCUGGCUCUGCAGCAAGCUGGGCCUGGAGGACUGCUCUCCCUACAGCAUUGUGGAGCUGCUGGAAUCUGACAAUAUUUCAGGAAAUCUCUCCAACAAGGAGCCUACACAAGAGGUAGAAACCUCCACUGUCUAA
Orycteropus afer afer is the source of this 1016-nucleotide messenger RNA. It is a transcript of the gene TMEM169, whose product is annotated as transmembrane protein 169. The record is from RefSeq and is a predicted model, not a curated record. NCBI's taxonomy places the organism in Eukaryota, Metazoa, Chordata, Mammalia, Tubulidentata, Orycteropodidae.